Scheffersomyces amazonensis is the source of this 1192-nucleotide messenger RNA. RefSeq lists its product as uncharacterized. Bases 99 to 947 code for a protein of 282 amino acids. The transcript has 2 exons. NCBI's taxonomy places the organism in Eukaryota, Fungi, Ascomycota, Pichiomycetes, Serinales, Debaryomycetaceae. The record is from RefSeq and is a predicted model, not a curated record.
CAGCAAAUUUUUCACCAUUUUUUAUUCCCACCAGCCAUUGAAACUCCCUAAGAAACGAUUGAACCAGAACAUUACUUGACUUUAGAAGUUUUUGAGAGAUGUCUUUUGAAAACAAAAAUUUAUACCACUUAUUGGGUAACGACGUCGAAGACGAUGAAGUCCCACAACUUCCAGUUAAAGAAGUUGUUAAGAAAAACACUUCAUCUAAGAAGGCUGAUGUAGCUCCAGCUUCUGCUGAUCCAGCUAAAGCUAAGAAAAAGGCUAAGGUUACUGGUAAUGAAGGUGCUCUUAAAUCAAAGAAUGACAACAAAGAUGUUGCUGCUCCAUCUUCAACUCCAGCUAAACAUCAAAAGAAGCCAUUUGAUCGUCACUCUAGAACUGCCAAGACUGAUUCUAAAAAGAAAUUAAAACAAGGUUGGGGUGAAAGUGAAGAUAGAGAAGCUGAAGGUGAAGUUGAAGGUGAAGCUGAUGCUAAUGCUGAAUUAGCUGCUGAAGAUGCUGAAGAAGAUGCUGAACCAGAAGUUGCCAAGAGAUCAUUACAAGAUUAUUUUGCUGAAUUACAAUUAAAACAACAAGAAUUAGGUGCCUCUAAACAAGUUAGAAAGGCUAAUGAAGGUGCUGAAGAAAAAUGGACUGCUGAAGAAAUUCUUGAAAAGCGUCAAGCUGCAUUUGUUGAAUCAACUGCUGCUAAGAAAUCCAAGGCUAAAGCUGCUAAGGAAAAGAAAUUCUUAGAAAUUGAAGCUCACUUUGCUGAUGAAACUCCUCAACAAUCAAGAGGAUCUUUUAGAGGUGACAGAGGUUCAUCUAGAGGUUCAAGAGGUACUACCAGAGGUGGUAGAGGUGCUUCAAGAGGUUCUACCAGAGGUGCCAGAGGUGGUGCUUCUACUGGAGCCAAGAAGGCUGAUAACGGUAAGAAAUUUGAUGAACAAAAUUUCCCAUCUUUAUAAGUCGUCCUCACUUAACAAAGUUCAAGUUCUCAACUAAGUUCCUUUUAUAUCAACAUGAAUCUCUUUUGUAUCUAUUGCAAUAUCAUAGUAACGAUCUAGACCUUAGUACCUUGUAGUUGUAGACGUAGUUGUAGUUGUAGUUGUGGUAGACUUGUCAUCAUAGCUCACAACCUCCUGGUUCCGCUAGCAUGUGCAACAGUGAGUUUUUCCCCAGUGAGUGUGCCCCACAAUUUGAGCCGAAUAUU